Hymenoscyphus albidus is the source of this 1475-nucleotide messenger RNA. The record is from the annotation of a GenBank genome assembly. Lineage: Eukaryota; Fungi; Ascomycota; Leotiomycetes; Helotiales; Helotiaceae.
AUGAUAUUCGCGUCUUCUGCAAAGCAUAUUAAGGAGCUGGAUCAAGCACCCGAUUCAGUUCUCUCGCUCAACGGAGCAGCAAAACAUGUGAGCCUUCUUCCAUAUAUUGUCUCAUUGCAUUACUGAUAACGUGCAAAGAUAUUGCAACCUAUUUACACAAUGAACGGAUUCAACUGGUUUGAUCGUAGAGGUGUAGAGGGAGUAGGAUUUGUAAAGACGCUUCGAACUCUUUUGACAAACAAUUUACCACAACUCCUGCCACGCCUGAGUAUUGCAACCAAAGUUCGCCUAGAUGAACACUUGUCUCGCUAUGCUACAACUGGGGGUAAUUAUGACCAUAGCUCUAGGCAUCAAACUCCGCUUAUCUGUUUCUAGACGCUAUAAGAUCACCAAUAUACCCAAUGAUGAUGGAUAUUGUGGUUUUAUUGAAUGCCAUAUCUUUAUUUGGAGAAGAGCUAGGUAUGAUGUCGUUGAAAACUCCUCCUUUUGAAUCAGCAGUUGACAGAGUUUCUUUCAUUGCAGCCAGAAAUGAUCAAUCAUGAAGGCAGCUAGGGCCUAUGUUGAGGAGACUUUGAUAUGCGCCGAGAUUGUGAAAUUGGUGCCGAAGUUCCUUGCACCGUAAGUACAUGCUUUUCUUCAAAAGUUCAAACAGGAGAGACCUGGCUAAUUGGUUUGGCUCUGUGCAUACUCUUACAACAGUAAAUCAGUUCAUAAAACCUGCGAGAAGAGAAAUUGUUCUAACUGAUAUGAUUUACAGACUCUUGUUUGGGUGAUUCAUGAUCUAUGCGAUCAUCCCGAGUAUGUCGAGCCGCUGCGCGAAGAACUUCAAACCAGCUAUGCAGACUUUGAGCGGUCCACUAAAGGACUUCCACUUCUGGAUAGUUUCCUCAAGGAAUCGGCUAGACUGACGCCUGUGGAGUCAAGUAAGAGACUAUAUUGUACAUGUAUUUUUCCUGCAAACUGAUAAUAUCACAGUGAGUGUAAGAAGGUGUGCUUUAGCACCUUUCACUUUCUCAGACGGGACUCGUCUCGCUCCCGGUGACUGGGGCUGUGCCCCAUCUGGCGCCAUCAACCUGAAAGAAGAAUACUACCCCUCGCCUCAUGAGUUCAGCGGCUUUCGAUUCGUGGAUCCAGCUAUUAUUCCCGACAAGCAGUCACCACAGAUCAACCAGGGGAAACCUUCAAAGCUCGUUGACGUUGACGAGUCUUUCCUAAUGUGGGGAACCGGACGAAUGGCUUGGUACGUUUAAUGAUAUCCACUUCCCUGCUACACAACCACGACUAAUUGUUAUUUUCCAAGCCCCGGCAGGUACUACUCAUCCGCCUUCAUGAAGGUCAUCGUUGGCCAAAUUAUCAUGAAUUAUGACGUUGCUCUCGUGGAGCCGAGUGCUCCUCGUUGGUUUUCUUGGCGCGCAGCUUUGUUACCCAAAGAUCAUACAUUAGUGACGUUCACUCCCUUGGAAAAGAAGAUCUGA